This is a messenger RNA of Acanthaster planci (crown-of-thorns starfish), 2634 nucleotides long. RefSeq names its product notchless homolog 1 (gene nle1). Gene Ontology annotation, cellular component: nucleolus. The record is from RefSeq and is a predicted model, not a curated record. Lineage: Eukaryota; Metazoa; Echinodermata; Asteroidea; Valvatida; Acanthasteridae. Gene Ontology annotation, biological process: Notch signaling pathway; ribosomal large subunit assembly. Gene Ontology annotation, molecular function: protein binding.
CGGCGGCCCCACGUUACUUUGUUUGGUCAUUUUAAGUUAGAAUUUCCCCAUUUUAAAAGCAUUUUCUGCCCCCUUCAACAGACAAUACCAUUUUGUAAAAUUGGCUACCAGUGAUUCUGAUGACGUUUUGCAAUGCAUACUGUACAUUAUGAUGCACGUGAUGUAGAAUGGAGGAAGAAGGAGAACGCAUCUUGACACAGUUUGUGUCUGAGACCGGGGAAACAACCGGUGACCCAUUUGAUCUGCCGGUGAACGUCACAACAGAGAAGCUACAACUGAUCUGCAAUGCCAUACUUCAAAAGGAGGAGCCUGUGCCAUACUCUUUUUUUGUGAAUGAGACGGAGAUCACCGCCUCUCUGGAGGAGACCCUGAAGACGCAGACGCAAGAGACGGAGAAGGUUUUGAAGGUUGUCUACCAGCCCCAGGCCGUCUUCAGGGUACGGGCUGUGACCAGGUGUACCACCUCCAUCGAGGGGCAUGCAGAGGCUGUCAUCUCAGUGGCGUUUAGCCCCGACGGCAGGUACUUGGCCAGUGGAUCAGGGGACACCACCGUAAGGUUCUGGGAUGUCAACACAGAGACGCCACAUUUCACGUGUAAAGGACACAAACACUGGGUUCUCUGCAUAGCCUGGUCCCCAGAUGGACAGGUUCUAGCCUCAGGCUGCAAAAACAGUCAGAUUCUGUUGUGGAAUCCGGAGACAGGCAAACAGGUAGGCCGGCCACUGACCGGCCACAGACAGUGGAUCACAUGGCUGGCCUGGGAACCGUUACACAGGAACGGAAACUGUAGACAUCUAGCCAGCUCAUCAAAGGAUGCCACGAUACGCAUCUGGGAUGUCAAGUUAGGAACGUGUCUUCGCUCUUUGUCAAGUCACCUACAGUCAGUCACAUGCAUCAGAUGGGGAGGUGAUGGGUUACUCUACUCGUCGUCUCAGGAUAGGACCAUAAAAGUAUGGAGGGCAGAAGAUGGUGUCCUGUGCAGGACACUACAGGGGCAUGGCCAUUGGGUGAACACCAUGGCCCUCAGCACAGACUACGUCACAAGAACAGGUGCAUUCGAUCCCUCCAAGGCCUCGCAUGUUUACAGAAAAGUCACCGAGACAGCUGAUGAAUUGUCCAAGUUGGCCCAGGAGAGGUACACCAGUGUAAAGGGCACAGAACCUGAGAGGCUGGUAUCCGGUUCUGACGACUUCACCCUGUUUCUUUGGCACCCAUCAGAAGACAAGAAGCCCCUGGCAAGGAUGACGGGGCACCAGCAGCUGAUCAAUGAGGUGGCAUUCUCCCCAGACACCAGACUAAUAGCCAGCGCUUCGUUCGACAAGUCCGUCAAACUGUGGGAUGGGCGAUCAGGAAAAUUCCUAACAACUCUCCGGGGUCAUGUCAGCAAAGUAUAUCAGGUGUCCUGGUCAUCCGACAGCCGUCUCCUCUGCAGCGGCAGCGCCGACAGCACCCUCAAAGUCUGGAACAUCAAGACAGGCAAGAUUGCCAUUGACUUACCGGGCCACGCAGACGAGGUUUACGCUGUGGACUGGAGUCCUGAUGGCCAGAGGGUAGCUAGUGGAGGAAAGGAUAAAAUCCUGAAAAUAUGGAGAAAAUAAUUUGCUCCCAGAGAACCAGACAGCCUUCAAUCUUCACUGGCUUCUACGUACCAUGAUAAUUCUAUCAUCUGCAUAGUCUUUCUGCCUAGUAUUAGUAAGGCUUAGCACCAAGUAGGAAUUCGGUGCCCUUGUGAGCAUAUAUGCAUCAUGAAACCCUCAUGAGGGUCAUCUAUGAGUUAAAAAACAUUCAACGUGGUGGUUUUCUCUGUGACUGGUCACUUUGUGAGAUGAGAUAAACAGAGCCAUCAGGCGAUAAAUCCUCGUGUUUAUUUAUAAACUUGAGUGAUUUUCAAAUAUGACGGAGCAUUCUAGUCAAUCAGUGGUCUCAUUAGGUUGAUGUCACAGACUGACUGGCACAGUCGAGUGUUUCCUCGACGCACCGUGGAUCCUUCCCGUGAGGCCGUGUUGUUUUCGAGGAAAGUCAGUGACUUUAAUUUGGACACUGAGCGAGUUUCCCUAUGUACCACCCAAGUGUGGAAAAGCGCAUUUGUGUGAAUCCACCAGUGGGUCAGCAAUGUGAGACACUUCAAAUUGGCCAAAAUCCAACACAGCUUCAGUAAUUUUCUGGCGUGUUGUUUGGAGUUACACAGCAUACAUAUCGACAACAAAACCCCAUGCGCAAUAAUGGCAGCUAGGCUCUGCAGUAGAGCAUUCGUCAAAAUCCAGCCAGCCCAUUUUUUUUUUUGGAUGCGGAAAAGAUACAAUUGAGAUUUAAACGAGAUUACCCAAUCUCAUUGUAAUGCACACAAUGUAAACGGCACACUCCAAAAUACUGUUCAAUAAAUUUAUUUCAUAAAUAAUCAUGAUAACAAUUUAAGAGCAAACAAUCUGGAUAUUACUUUAAAUGGCCUCUUCUGUAUUUUGCCUGUAAAAAUGUACAACCGUCAUCAUCAAUCUUGAUGAAUUUUAAUAUACGUUUACGUGCACUUGUUCAUAACGAAGAAGUGCUGCAUAAACAGCAAGCCUUUUCUUUAAGUUUUAAUUUACAAGCAGGAAACGGUUGCCAUUGUAUAUCCCAAUAAAUAACUCUCCUUUA